Messenger RNA from Aedes albopictus (Asian tiger mosquito), 2740 nucleotides. RefSeq lists its product as uncharacterized. The record is from RefSeq and is a predicted model, not a curated record. Gene Ontology annotation, molecular function: nucleic acid binding. Gene Ontology annotation, biological process: DNA integration. Lineage: Eukaryota; Metazoa; Arthropoda; Insecta; Diptera; Culicidae. Bases 98 to 1981 code for a protein of 627 amino acids. The transcript has 2 exons.
GAGAUUCGUCCGGAAUGAAGUCGUCUGGUGCUGUCUAGUAGCCGCCAAAACAAGAGUAGCUCCCUUACGAUAUCACUCGAUUCCGAGACUCGAGCUCAUGGCAGCGGUUAUUGGUACAAGACUAUCCCAAACAGUUAUUGAUUCCUUGACCUUCAACGUCAGCAAGCGGUUCUAUCACUCGGAUUCCAGGGACGUCAUCUGCUGGCUGUAUUCGGACCACCGUCGCUAUACACCUUUCGUUGCCUGCCGAGUCAGCGAGAUCCUGGAGACUACAGAGCAGUAUCAAUGGCGCUGGGUCCCGACAAAGCUCAAUGUGGCAGACGACGCAACGAAAUGGGAGAAAUUUCCAGACAUGACUCCAGAGUCGAGGUGGUUCAUCGGCCCGGACUUUCUGCGGCUGCCAGAAGAAGCGUGGCCAUGCCAAUCAGUGAAGGGUAGCAAGACAGAUACCGAACUUCGUCCACGUCUGCUGACUCACUUUACCUUGCCGGACCCCGCAAUCAACGUCUCCAGCUGGAAGCGGAUGCUAAAGGUAGCCACACUAGUUCAUCGUUUCCCUGCAAACUGCCGAUUAAAGAAGCAACGAAAACCUAUCCUUCGUGGUCCUCCAUCCACAGAGGAACUCCAGCUUGCUGAGCGCUACGUAAUCAGACAAGCACAACGCGAAGCCUACCCGGAGGAAACAGCUACUCUUCAGCACCCGUCGAAAUCCAUCCCCAAGACUAGCUCUCUCUACAAACUAACCCCAUGGCUGGACGACCAUGGGUUGAUGCGGAUGCGAGGAAGAAUUUCUGCCUGUGCCCAAGCCAUCGAAGACUCCAAAAAUCCGAUCAUCCUUCCACGUGACCACCACACCACCAAACUCAUAAUCGCACAUUAUCACAACAAAUAUAAUCACCAGAACCAUGAAACCGCAAUAAAUGAACUCCGCCAGAGGUAUUGCAUUCCUCGGCUUCGAGCGACCUACGCGAAGGUACGCUACAAUUGCCAACACUGCAAAAACAAUCGUGCCGUUCCGCAACCUCCAAUGAUGGCUGAACUGCCUCCAGAGCGACUUGAUGCCUUCGCUCGACCCUUCACCAAUAUUGGCGUCGACUACUUUGGGCCAAUAGAAGUCGUCGUGGGCCGCCGAGUAGAAAAACGAUGGGGAAUGUUGAUCACGUGCCUUACCACACGCGCGAUCCACAUCGAAGUGGUGCAUACGUUAAGUACCGACUCAUGUAUCAUGGGACUCCGCAACUUUAUAGCACGCCGUGGUACACCGAAGACGAUCUACAGCGAUCGCGGGACCUGCUUCAUCGGAGCGAGCCGUGAAUUGGGAGAAAUUGAAGCAGCGAUAAACCAAGAGGAGCUGAUGAAGGAGUUUGGUGGAACUGAAACGACCUGGAAGUUCAACCCCCCGGCGUCGCCACAUAUGGGUGGCAGCUGGGAACGCUUGAUAGGCAUCGUUAAGCGUAACCUGAUGACAAUUCGGCCCCCACAUAAGCCCAACGACGAAGUGCUACGAAACCUUCUAGCCGAGAUCGAACACACCGUCAACUCUCGGCCUCUGACGCACGUACCGGUUGAUGACGAAUCUUCACCCGCUCUCACUCCUAAUCACUUUCUCCUGGGUUCAUCCGACGGAACGAAGCCACUAAGUACUCUAGAUGAUACCGGAGUGACACUCCGGCGUACCUGGAAGAUGUCUCAACAGCUGGCCAACCAAUUCUGGAAGCGUUGGCUAACUGACUACUUGCCGGAGAUUACGCGCAGAACGAAGUGGUAUGCCGACACGAAGCCAAUAACAAUUGGAGACGUGGUGGUGAUCGUCGACCCCAAAUUGCCCCGCAACUGCUGGCCUAAGGGUAAAAUCAUCGCUACCAGUGCCAGCCCCAAGGACAACCAGAUCAGGUCGGCAACCGUACAGACCGCGACUGGGGUGUUCGAACGACCAACAGCUAAGCUCGCCGUAUUAGAUGUACGGCGCGACGAAUCGUAAGCCGAUUUCACAAUCGGCGUACCCGGGGGGAGUGUUUAGUACGCCCCUGGCGUAGAUGCGCACCGUCCGAUCCAAUUACCAUAUCAACUCUCACACACCAGCGCACCCAGGUAACGUACGCCACCUUUACCCUCUGUAGACAGUGAUCCAGCGACGAUCCGAUGUAUUGUGAUAAAAGAUAAUGAUCGAUCAAUCCAAAAGCAUCUAUCUAGCCAGUAUCGCGUGCAGUUGCAUUAGGUUGUUUUUAGUGUUUUAUUUCAAGUGGAAUUACUAUUAAUCUAAUUUGCUAAAUACGAGAUUCCCAAUUAGGUAAAGUUGCAUCUCCUAAGUUGCGCUAAAGUGAAUUAUAUAUAUUGAAUUUUCUCUACAGUAUUCGCCUAUACAGAAGUGAAUUUGUAUAACCUAAAAUAUAAAGUUCUAUACCUACAUGCAAAGUACGGACAUUAGUACGAAAAAUUGCAGUGAGCGCAUUGUAACAGGUAACUUCAGUAGAGCUGUAGAUCUCGCGUGACCUUUGGUGACAAGCAUAGCACAACGGGACUAAACGUGAGUUGAAAUGCCCAAAACUAUUAUUAUAUACGUAACACCAAACACGAACAAGAAAAGCGAUAUUGUACAAAUACUAACAGAAAUGUCAUGCAAAAUCCAUAUUUCAGGAAUAAAAUAAUACCCUAUUUAAGAACGUAAAUCCCACGUCUCCGGUCGUUCUGGUAUUAUUAAUUCGGAAAUCAACCCGUGCCGUUAUAUGUUGGCAACUUC